AUGGUAGGUGUACGAUCGGGCUUAGCUAAAAAGCUCAAUGAAAAAAAGCCCGCAAUGGUUAGUACACAUUGUGUUAUCCAUCGGCAAGGUUUGGCUUCCAAAACAUUGCCACAGAAAUUACGCCAGGCUUUGGACUCGGCUAUAAGGAUAGUAAACUACAUGAAGGGCAGCGCUUUGAACAGUGAUUUACUUUACUUUGCGAGGAUCUCGAUUCUGAACACAAAGUUGUUCGCCUUCAUGAGCUGA
This is a messenger RNA of Acanthoscelides obtectus, 246 nucleotides long. The record is from the annotation of a GenBank genome assembly. NCBI's taxonomy places the organism in Eukaryota, Metazoa, Arthropoda, Insecta, Coleoptera, Chrysomelidae.